This is a messenger RNA of Cephus cinctus (wheat stem sawfly), 1618 nucleotides long. RefSeq names its product short-chain dehydrogenase/reductase family 16C member 6. The record is from RefSeq and is a predicted model, not a curated record. The transcript is spliced from 7 exons. Lineage: Eukaryota; Metazoa; Arthropoda; Insecta; Hymenoptera; Cephidae. Gene Ontology annotation, molecular function: oxidoreductase activity, acting on the CH-OH group of donors, NAD or NADP as acceptor. The coding region runs from base 251 to 1147 and encodes 298 amino acids.
ACUGGCGCUCAGUCAAGUUCAGUCGUUCCGUAGUCAGUAUCUUGUAAGUGAGUGGGAUCUUAAGACCAGUUGGUGCCACUCUUUGGACUCGUUGAACUCUUUGUACUCAUUGGAUUCUUUGGUCGGGAACUUUUGGAUUUAACGUGGACAGUCUCCCGUAAGCGAUCGGAGUAUCCAGUGAUUGACCUGUUCUCUUGGUCACCUGAUCGAUGCGUCUGUAUCGAACCGGAUUUCAUUUGAUCGGUGGAUCAUGAUUCCCUUAAAGGAGGAGAGUCUGAUGUUUUAUUCAAAAAAUGACAAUUUCACAACGAUAGCAUGGCUGUACCUGUACACGCAAUUUAUAGUGGGAGCUGUCAUAUCAGGAUUUUUGGCAUUUCUCGCUGUUUUAAAAUCCAUAUUACCAAAACCACCGAGAGAUCUAACAGGAGACAUAGCAUUGAUAACAGGUGCUACUACGCUUCUGGGCAGUUCGUUGGCUAAGGAAUUUUCGAGAGCUGGCUGCUCCGUUGUUUGUAUCGAUAAGGAUCUGAAGUCUGUGAAAAGGACUGUAUCUUGUCUGGAAAAUUGUUCAAGGGUGGAGAGAAUUGGUUCGGUGCAUCGUAAACGUCAGGAUUCUGAACGUAUGCAAAAGUCAUUUGCGUACGAGUGCGACUUUAAUGAUAGAGAUGAGAUUCGUGGAAUUGCCAAAAAAAUUAAUGACGAAGUCGGGCAGGUUGAUAUUCUUGUUACCUGUUUUGGGAGUCAGGAUGAGGAUAUACUGGAUACUGUUAGUAAUACAUUGAUGAGUCAUUAUUGGACGGUGCUGGCAUUUUUACCUUUCCUAUUGCUGCGUCGAAAAGCGCAUGUUAUUGGAGUGACGCCUACGAUCUCUGUGCAAGAUGCUUACAUGGGUUCCAGAGCGGCUGUUACUGGUCUCAUGGAAAGUUUAGGUCAAGAAUUCGCGAGGCAAAGGAGUCAGUUGAAAUUUAUCACUGUAGCUCCCAAAGCUGAGCCCAGGUUAUUAAAGAAAACCGAGUACGAGAUUGCUAGAAACGUGGUGGAGGCAGUUCGCACGGAUCAAAGUAGUCUCAGUGUGAACUGGUGUUCUAGAAUGUUGUAUCGUAUAAGCUGCGUUAUAUAUAGAGCGAUAAACAUCAUCACGCAGUGAUUGUAUACUCAAGGAUGCGAUUAUUCUCAUUAGCGAAUAAUUUCAAUAUGCGAAAAUUUUAGUUCAAAGCAAAAUCUUUAUGAGCAACGAAAGUUCGGUUAUCUGUUAUUAAUAUUAAUCGUGAACGUACGAAUUAAUUAGGGGAAAUGAGACGUAGAACGUAAGCAUGUUAAUUUAAUAAAAAUAGUCAUAGCAAGAUCCAAAGAAGCAUUACGGAAGUAUUUAACUGGACGUCUUUUGCUUUAAAAUUAUUUUUCAAAAGGGUCAUAUAUACUUGUUGAUUAGUUCAUUAUGAUAGGUUUGUUCAAUGUAUUUGGCUCAAUUGGUUACUGACUCUGUGAAUACUGUAUAUACGAUAUGGACAAGUGUUUUGUUUAAACAAAAGGAAUUUUAAAUUCUUUGUAUAAUCAAACAACAAAUCAAUUGGAAUAUUCAUGUAGUAAACGUGAAAUGAAUAAAAAACAUUGAUUU